Molecule: messenger RNA, 1984 nt
Organism: Quercus lobata
Lineage: Eukaryota; Viridiplantae; Streptophyta; Magnoliopsida; Fagales; Fagaceae
Exons: 2
Coding region: 332-1633 (433 amino acids)
Source: RefSeq, a predicted model, not a curated record
CUAGGCUUGCUUUGCUUUCGUCAAAUGAAAUGAAAUCCAUCAAAAGCACAUACAAAACAAAAGAACCAACCCAACACAGCCAGAUCCACUUCCACUUCCGUCUGUGGAUCUCUCUCACUCACUCUUAUCUCUUUUAUCCAUUAAUCUAAAAACAACCAAUAACCCUCCUCAGCUUCUCACCCUUCUUCACUAAUCUUCAAAACCCUACCUACUACUCUCAGCUACCUCAAACUCAUAAAUGGUUCACAAUGCGUUACGAUUCGAAUCGUAACUCAGCGGCACCACCGGUGGGAUCUGCUCACUGAGCUCGUUGCUGAAUCUCCCAUAUCCCAUGGGCACCACCCAGUCCGUGCAACAAGUCGAAGAGAGCGAAGAAGAAGAAGAAGAAGAAGAAGACGACGACGACGAAGAAGAAGACCAACACGAGCGACAUCACAAUGUUGAAGCCAAUAGAAUACGAGAAGCACUGGACAACAAUCUUGUCAAGAAGGUUCUAGAACAAGAACCCGAGAUGCUCCCUUGCCACGCGUCCGCAUCUCCGCUUUCUCCUCAACUGUCUUCCCUCGGGACGCCGCGUCUGGGCCCCUCCAUCAAGGUAUGGGACCCUUACAACGUUUUGGCACCGCCUCCGCCUCUGCCGCCGCCGCCGCCGGGGGUUUUCUCCAGAAGCUACUCGUCCAAUGCGAUCGACGAUGAUCGGACGGUCGUGGAGGUGUUUUUGAUUAACCACGGGGAGUGCGAGCUCAAUCUGAGGCCUGAUUUCGUCUCCGGACGGUGCCCCGAGGCGGCAUUGACGGUUGCCGGGAAACGGCAAGCCAGGGCGUUGGCUGUGUUCUUGAAUUCCCAACGGGUUAGGUUCAAUGCUGUUUUUUCUUCGCCGUUGAAUCGGGCCAGGUCAAUGGCCGUUUCGGUCUGUCAGGAAAUGAAUUUUGCAGAGGACCAAAUACAAUCCUCAGAUGCAUUAGUGGAAAUGAGUCAUGGGCAUUGGGAGGGCUGCCUCCGGUCAGAAAUAUACACACCUGAAACUCUCAGCCUCAUUGACAGAUUCCAGCCUGAUUUCUCUGCACCAUCUGGAGAAUCACUUAGGCAAGUAGAAUUCCGGAUGGUUCAGUUUUUAAAUGGGACAGUCCUUGGAAUGCCUGAAAAGCUGAGAUCAGAUUUUCCCUCACACCAUCAGAAUGAGAGCCAAGGGUUUUCACACCACAACUCCCAUGCUCUGACCAACUCUAAUCAUGAUCGAGAUGGGUCUUCUGCCCCGUCAGCCCACUGGGAUUUGCUUAACAGGCACCGACAAGGGCUUUUGAGGAAGAAGUCUGGUAAGAGCAGGCUACAAUAUGUGACUACUGGGGAUCAUGAAGCUGAGGAUGAGAUAUCCCCUCAGGAUGCCAACCACCAAAGCUCCCUAAAAGAUUUAAGUAGCAAGACCUCCUCAUCUGGUAUCUCCUCUUGUAUUGGUGUUUUCACACAUUCAGUGCCAAUUAAGUGUCUCCUUACAGGUCUCCUUGGAUGCAGCCCAAUAAUGUCACAAAAGAUAUGCAUAGAAGAUUCUUCAGUGACAGUGUUGCAGCAUUCUUGGAAAGCAGGUUGGCAGAUAAAAAGGUUGAAUGAUACUGCACACCUUAGGCUUCUUUAAUUGGAGAUUUUACUUCAAAUGGAACUUUCUAAUGGUAAAAUGAUGUGUUAAUUUCUGGCCUAAUUCUUGCAUUGUUAUGAUUUAUGGAUAGAACUUAUAUGUUGCGACUCAUGUUUUCAAGUAAAUUGGCAUACCUUGUUGUAAUCUUCAAUAUGUUUAUUUCCAGAAUCAACUCCAAAGAAAAAGGAAUUGAUGGUGGAGUAGAAUCUUGUAUUGAGUGAUUCUUUUUAUAUGUAGCAUUUACGAAGAGUUGUUAUUAUAGAUUGAAACAUUAUGUAGUUUCCUGCAUUGGGAGAAAAAAAAAGUUGUUUCAGAAUUUAAGAACUUUGAUGAACUUCUAUUUCUUUCUAA